UGUCAGCUAAACCGGUCUGUUAAACCAGUUCUCUCGUCUCUCGAGCGCUUGUGUAGACUUUAAACAGCCUUCAGGAAACAUACAGUAGUUCGCACAUGACAUGACAAAACUUGCCGCCAUGAAUCACGCUCUUUUGCGGAUUUUGCUUCUUACGGUGUCGUGUGCGUUUGCGCGAAAUGAAACGCUCAAUCCAGCUAUCAUCGAUGAGCAGCUGCUCUGGGUCAGUGGUGCAAUUGGAGAAGUGAACACCUACAGAAUUCCCCUGCUCACCUUCACUACUCAGGGAAGUCUGCUGGCUUUUGCAGAGGCCCGGAAACUGUCCUUCCAAGACAUUGGAGCCAAGUUCAUCGCUUUAAGACGCUCCACAGACAGAGGAGCCACCUGGUCUCCCACCUCCUUCAUAGUGGACGAUGGUGAUCUAGCAGAUGGGCUGAAUCUAGGUUCGGUCGUUGUGGAUGAAGAGACUGGCGCUGUGAUAGUCAUCUACUCGUUGUGUUUCCACCGUUAUCACUGCAAGCCCUCAAACACAAUGAUGGUGCAGAGUCUGGAUGAUGGGUUCACCUGGAGCGCCCCGCGAAACCUUAACCCUCAAUUGGGGCUCAUGAGUUUUCUUCCUGGACCUGGCUUCGGCAUACAAAAACGUCAUCCGCCCGCAGUUGGGCGUCUGGUGGUGUGUGGCCACGGCAGCUUGGCUGGAGACGGAGUGUUCUGCAUCCUGAGUGAUGAUCAUGGAAACACAUGGAGAUACGGAGCUGAGCUGAAGAGCAUUCCCUACAACCAGCGCAAACACGACCUUGACUUUGAACCAGAUGAGUGUCAGCCAGUGGAGCUGGAUGACGGCAGCAUCGUGAUUAAUGUGCGCAACCAAUAUCACUACCACUGCCGCUGUCGCAUUGUUGUACGCAGUCUGGAUGGAGGAGAGUCUCUGCCGGUGGAGGAGCUGGUGUUUGAUCACACACUGGAGGAUUCUGCGGUUGCAGCUGGAGCUUUAGAGAAGGAAGGAGUGCUUUACUUCACCAACCCAGCCAACGCUAACAGCAGAGUGAACCUCACCCUUCGCUGGUCUCUGAAUCGCGGUAAAUCAUGGGUGAAAGAUACUCUGAAGAUCUGGGCCGGGCCAAGUGGAUACUCAUGUAUAACGUCACUUAAAGGCAAUGAAACCGUGGAUCAUAAAUACAUCUAUGUCAUCUAUGAGAAAGGCCAAAAAGACUAUUUUGAGUCCAUCUCCCUUGUGAAAAUUGACCUGUACAGCGACCAGUGAAGAAAGUCAUUGAUGGGCUGAUUCAUUUUAGAAAGAAAAAACAGCUUGAUCAAGUUGCUUACUUUUGAAAAUCAGUAUUUAGGUGAAGAUGGGUUUUAUUAUUUAAUCAAAUUAAUUGUCUGCCCCUCCAAAAUAAAUAAAUAAAUAGCACUUUCUUCAAUAAUAAAAAUAUAAAAUAAAAUAAAAACAUAUGUAUACAUUUAUUUUGGCAUUUUUUUUUUUUUUUUUAUAACUUCAAAAUGACUCUCUAUAAAACUCCAGAUGGCUACGAUAACCCAAACAACCACAGCAAUCUGCAGCAAAAGAGAGUAGUUUUUAUUUACAUAAUUCAACGAGCACAGUUCAUUCACUGUCAGCUGCUGUGCAGUCAAUGGAAUGAGCUGCUCGUCUUCCACUCACUCUCUGAACAGAGCAGCGGGGAAGCAAGACCUCGUGCCCGCGCAGGACACUACCGGUGACUUUUACAGAGUGCUAUGGUUUGUCCAAAAAGUUGCUAGACCUUAGACCCACCCUGACUGAGUGAGCUGUCAUCAGUCCACCAUUAUUUCACCGCUGGAGCAGAUGAAGACAAGAAUGACUCCUAAGUGAUUGAGGUGUUCUGUUGUUGGAUGUAACAAUGAACAUAACAUUCAUCAUUUACUCCUGAUAUCUGAGCCGCUGAAGAUGCAGUGGGAAUGCGCCCCAAUCUACCUAAAUGGGUCUAUGUUUGCAAAAAUCAUUCGUG
This is a messenger RNA of Carassius carassius (crucian carp), 1985 nucleotides long. Its product is annotated as sialidase-1-like. The coding region runs from base 101 to 1261 and encodes 386 amino acids. The record is from RefSeq and is a predicted model, not a curated record. Lineage: Eukaryota; Metazoa; Chordata; Actinopteri; Cypriniformes; Cyprinidae. Gene Ontology annotation, molecular function: exo-alpha-sialidase activity. Gene Ontology annotation, cellular component: lysosome; membrane; cytoplasm. The transcript is spliced from 6 exons. Gene Ontology annotation, biological process: oligosaccharide catabolic process; ganglioside catabolic process.